Nylanderia fulva is the source of this 1960-nucleotide messenger RNA. Its product is annotated as UDP-glycosyltransferase UGT5-like. Gene Ontology annotation, molecular function: UDP-glycosyltransferase activity. NCBI's taxonomy places the organism in Eukaryota, Metazoa, Arthropoda, Insecta, Hymenoptera, Formicidae. The record is from RefSeq and is a predicted model, not a curated record.
AUAGUGCGAAUUAAGGUUAUAUCUAGUAAUAAUGUUAAAAUCAAUUAUCAUAGUGUCAAUUUUAUGGAUUAUUGCUGAUGCUGCUCGCAUUCUUGUAGUUCUUCUAGAGCCAUCUUACAGUCAUCAGGUGGCUUACAGACCAAUAAUGAUAGAAUUGGCUCAAAGGGGUCACGAGUUGACCGUUUUUACGCCGAUUCCCAUGAACGAUUCGUCUCUUCAGAAUUAUACCGAGGUGAAAUUGGAGUAUUCCUCUUACAAAGUGGACGAGAAAAUGGAUGUAUUUGCGUAUGGUAAAUUAGGGGUACAGUCGAUUUUAGAUGAUUUCUAUCAUCGUAAUGAAGAAAUGACCGAUAGUGCGCUAUCCAAUCCUGUCAUGCAGCAAUUAAUAUCACCGAACUACACCGAGAAAUUUGAUUUGGUCAUUGUCGAAUUCCUGUUUUAUGACGCAUUUUAUGCACUAUCGUACCGCUUCAACGCACCGCUGAUCGGAAUCUCAUCGGCAUCGCUUCUGACUGUUCAUCAUUACGCAUUUGGAAAUCCCAUAUUAUGGUCUCAUUUGCCGGAUUUAUUAGUAAAUGAUUUAGAUGAUGAAAUGAAUUUUAUACACCGUUUUUACAACGCGUAUUAUAGCCUUUUUCAAAUAUAUUGGCAUAAAUAUAAAAUUAUCCCCGUGCAGGAGAAGAUGGUGCGGAAAUAUUUUGGGGACAGUGUGCCACCUGCUCACAAGCUUGUCUCAAAUAUGGCAUUACUUUUAUCAAAUUACCAUCCGUUCCUUUCACCGAAUCCUUACGCACAAGAAAUUAUUCCUAUAAGAGGAUCUCGUCCUAUAAUAACUCAGAAGAAUCAUAGUCUACCACAGGAUCUGCAGAAAGAAUUGGAUGACGCAACAAAAGGAUUUAUAUAUUUCAGUUUGGGCUCCAACAUAAGAGGCGUUUUUCUGUCUGACGAAAGACGUAAUAUGUUUCGAAAAACUUUCGAAAAAUUACCUUACAAAAUAGUGUGGAAGUUUGAGUCUGAUUUCCCGGAUAAACCAAACAAUGUUAUUAUAAGGAACUGGUUGCCGCAACAUGAAAUUCUAUCACAUCCGAACAUACGGCUCUUUAUUUAUCAAGGAGGCUUACAAAGCACCGAGGAAGCGAUCGAAAAUGGAAUACCUAUGAUUGGCUUCCCCGUUGUAGCCGAUCAGUAUUAUAAUAUAAAGCAACUGGUAAAGUAUGGGUCGGGAAAAAGCUUUAGCAUCACCGACGUGACUGAAGAUGAGCUCAGAGAGACUAUAUACGAGGUCAUUACGAAUUCCAGUUACAAGGAAAAUAUGCUGAAAUUGCGCAACUUAUUGCAUGAUAGACCGUACGAUGAAUUAAACUAUGCCGUUUGGUGGAUUGAGCACGUCAUACGUCAUAAAGGAGCACCACACCUUCGGAACAAAUUGCGAGAUAUGCCCUGGUACAAGACUCAACUAUGGGACAUUAUAGGAUUUACAUUGCUCGUAUUGCUUGUUUCCGUUUAUAGUUUAUAUCACUUUAUUACUAGGGGACAACUAUGGAACAUAAUAAUAAUUCUUACACUCGUAUACUUGUUUCCGUUUAUAGUUUAUAUCUUCAUUAUUAUAAAGUUAUUUACUUAUAUAUGUAGUUUAUAUCACUUUAUUAGAGUUAGUUACUACUUACGUAGAUUAUACUACUUAAGUACUAAAUUACGUACUUAUACUUACGUAAUUUUUUCAAAGAACAGCAAAUGCGUUUCCAUAGAAAAGAAAAAGCAAGAAUGCGAUAAUAUUAAAUUAAAGACACUCUAAAACGACAUACUUACUGGAAAUUAUUUAUAGAAAAAAUGAAGUUUCUACGAGUACUUUUGCACGUUCUUUUGUAUACAUAUUGUCGUUUUCACGUCUCAAAUUACUCUGCAUGUCGCAAUGACUUGAAAGAAAAAUUUCAUCUCGAUAUCAUCCAUUUAUUUUUCA